AUGGCGGGCACCCUCCAGAGCCAGCUCCAGAGCCAGCUCCAGAGCCAGCUCCAGAGCCACCACCCCCACCACAGCCCGACCGAAUCCACCUCUCCGGACACGCUCAACAACGGCGUGCGCAGUAUCCAGACGCUCAGCGCGCCGCUGGACUCGUCCAUCCUGGCGCUGGCCCAAACCGACGAGUUCCUCUUCGGCGGCACCCAAAGCGGCAGCAUCCACGCGUGGCGCCGCAGCACGUUCCGGCUCGUGCACACGAUCCAGGCGCACGCGGCCGGCUGCCUGGCACUGGCAGUGGACCUGCAAAGGCGCGUGCUGUUUUCGGCCGGCGGCGGCGAUGGGCGCGUGCGCGCGUGGGACGCCGACUCGCUGGAGCCGCUGUACGACGUGUACGCGGCCGAGCACUCCGGCGCCGUGCUGGCGCUGGCGCACUUUGCGGAGGAGGACAGGCUGGCGCUGGGCUGCCAGAACACCAGCGUGCAGUGGUUUGACGUGGGCAGGCGCGGCGAGGCGGACAGCGCGCUGGCCGCGCGCGAAAUGGCUGCGCGUAGGUCGCGGUUCUUCGACGCCGACUCGGCGGCGGCGGCGGCGCCUGCCGUUGCCGUGUGCACGGCGAGCCCGGCUGUUGUGCCGGCGGCGCGGGGGUCGCCGCCGCCCAGCGCGGUGGUGGCCGGUGGCCGCCCGGCGUACGUCGUCGGCAGCGGCGGCGUGCACGCGUUUGCGCACAGCGGCUUCGUCUACAGCGUCAUUGCCGGGCGGCUGCCGUCGGGCGAGCCGGCGCUGUUCUCCGGCGGCGGCGACGGCGCCAUCCACGUGUGGACGGGCGUCGGCGGGCCGUCGAAGCUGCACAAGGCGGCGACGCUGCGGCGCGGCAGCGAAUCCGACGGCGACGGCGGCGGCGACGACGACGUGUGCGUGCAUGCGCUGGCGCUGGGCGCCGACGGGCUGCUGUUCGCCGGGCUGCAGAGCGGCGCCGUCGAGGUGUGGGACCUCGAGACCAUGCAGCUGAUCCGCGAGCUGGCGGGCGGCAGCGGCAGCGGCAGCGGCAGUGGCGCCGAGGCCAGUGUGUUUGCGCUGCACGUGGGCCGCGGCUGCCUGUACGCCGGCGACGCAGCGGGCCGCAUCCGCGUGUGGAACGGCGACCUGCAGCCGCUGGGGGCGUUCGACGGCGGCGCCGGCGCGGUGCUGGCGCUGGCCGGCACCCACGACGAGGUGGCGGCCGGCGGCAGCGGCAUCGGCGUCUGGGACACCUCGGCGGUGUGGGUGCGGCUGCGCUCGGUGGCCGGCGUGCCCGAGCUGCAGCCCGAGUGCCGGCGCGCGGCGCGCUUCCUGCGCGACCUGGCGCACCAGCUGGGCGCGGCCGACUCGCGGCUGCUGGCGGGCGCGCCGGGCGCGAACCCGCUGGUGUACGCGCGCUUCGACGCGUCGGACGCGAGGUUCGCGCCGGACGCGCCGACGGUGUUCGUCUACGGCCACUACGACGUCAUGCCGGCCGGCGACGAGGCGCAGUGGGCGACGCGGCCGUUCGAGCUGACGGGCCGCGACGGCUUCCUCUACGCGCGCGGCGUCACCGACGACAAGGGCCCGGUGCUGGCGACGCUGUUUGCCGUGGCCGCGCUGGCGGCCGCGCAGGCGCUGCGCGUCGCCGUGGUGUUCUGCAUCGAGGGCGAGGAGGAGCGCGGCAGCACCGGGCUGCACGCGGCCGUGGCGCAGCACCGGGCGCUGUUCGGCGUGCCGCGGCUCGUGCUGCUGUCGUCGGCGUACUGGCUCGGCGAGGCCACGCCGUGCCUGACGUACGGCAUGCGCGGCGCGAUCCGCGCGACCGUCCGCAUCGAGAGCUCGCGCGCCGCCGACGUGCACGCCGGCGUGUGGGGCGGCGCCGUCAGCGAGCCGCUGGCGUGCCUGGCGCACGUGCUGGCGCGGCUGGCCGACGGCGCCGGCCGCGUGCUGGUGCCCGGCUUCCACGACGCCGUGCGCGCGGUGGCGCCCGCCGAGGCGCAGGCCAUGCGCGCGCUGGUGCGGUGGAUCACGGCCAACGAGGCGAGCGCGCCGCUGGUUGCGCGCUGCGCGGUGGCCGGCCGCGCGCCGGAGGACGCGCAGGCGCGGCUGUACGCCCAGCUGAUGCAGCGGUGGCGCUUCCCGACGCUGACCAUCCACCACGUCGACGUGUCCACCGUGGCUGCGCGCAGCAACGCCACGCUGGUGCCGGCCGCCGCCCAGGCGACGCUCAGCGUGCGCGUGGUGCCCGACCAGACGCUGGACGACAUUGCCGCCAAGCUGACCGCCCACAUCCGCGCGGUGUUUGCCGAGACCGUUGCUGCCGAGCCGGCGCUGCUGGACGCGCUGGCGCUGCAUCUGGACGUGCAGCCGGUGGCCAACUGGUGGCUGGCGGACCCGCAGACGCCUGUGUUCAAGGCUGCGGCCAAGGCCAUCCGCGACGAGUGGGGCGCGGCCGACGCCAGCGGCGCGCCCAGCGAGGACGUGCCGCUGCUGAUCCGCGAGGGCGGGUCGAUUCCGGCUGUGCCGUGGCUGGAGGCCUUUUUUGCGCCGCACGCGGUUGCUGUCAACCUGCCCAUGGGCCAGUCGUCGGACAACGCCCACCUGGACAACGAGCGCAUUUCGCUGGAGAACCUGAUGCGCGGCAGGCAGGUCGUGUGGCGGCUGCUGAAGGAUAUUGGGGAGGUGAUUUAG
Molecule: messenger RNA, 2688 nt
Organism: Kickxella alabastrina
Lineage: Eukaryota; Fungi; Kickxellomycota; Kickxellomycetes; Kickxellales; Kickxellaceae
Exons: 2
Coding region: 1-2688 (895 amino acids)
Biological process (GO): proteolysis; glutathione catabolic process
Molecular function (GO): protein binding; peptidase activity
Source: RefSeq, a predicted model, not a curated record